AUGUCUCAAACCCGUUACCUACAGGCUUAUCAGAAACUGCUUCAUUGCCAGAAACCCCUCUUGUUACCAGGCUUGUACAUUCCAAGCGUAACAGCAAGAACAACUUUGUUGGCCAGACAAUGCAGCAGGAUGCAUGUGAAAGACUUAUCAACAAAACCUCUCAGUGGCAGAAAGCAGCCCUCGCAAAAACCAGGCAAACCAGGCCGCAUUCUUCAAAGCAGCUUGCUAGGCCAACUCCUGGGUCUAGAAUACAAUGGCAAUGAGCACAAUUUCUCUCAUAAAGAACUCAACACUGUUCAGAUACUCAAGGAUACCAUUUGCUGCCACAAUGUUCCAGUUCAGACAACAAUGAUCCGGACAACACUCCCCAUCCCUAGUGCAUACGCACUGGAUGGGCAGCAAAAUGAUUACACUGACUCGGUUUCAUGGAUAGCAUGGAACCGGCCCAAGGAAAAUGGUAAAGAUCGGGCCUUUUGUGAUAUUAACAUCUUCAUUGAUCACAAUAUGUUCAUGCAGUAUCAAGGCGAUGGAGUCAGUCACAAGGCAACUAGAGGGUGGGACUCUUUCCUGCAGAAGGAGUCCCACCACCGAGCAAGGCACAAGGCUGGUGGGGACAAGCAGGAUUUGGAAUACAACAUCCAGGGCAGUGAGGAAGAUACCAACACCACCAUCUACCUCACCAUGCCCCAGACCCAUCUCAUGAAGAAGAAGCUAUCUUCACAGGCUAUGUGGCCAGACAAGGACCAGGCCCUGCUCAUAGAUUAUAUUAUAGAGAACUGGAAAGAAGUAUGCCCAGGCCAAACUCUCCAGAAAGACUUUUGGAACAAGGUAGUAGCACAUUUAGCGCCGCACCACAUAAUCAAAACUACAUAUAAAAGCCUUAAAGGACUGAUCAACCAUGGAUCCAAUAUACAUCAUGACUUGUCAACGGGUCUCACAAUCACAGCAGAGAGCAAGACCCAGUGGAAUGAUUUUGUUAAGCAAUAUCCGCUGGUAGCUGCCCAUGCUUUCCGUACACCUGAGGUCAUAACAACAGGAGCAGCUGUUUCUGUCACCUUGGCUCCUGCUUCAACCACCAUCAUUGCACAUCCGUCAGGCCAAUCUGCCGGUUCAAAUUUUACUGCACGUAUAGCACCCAGAAUACCAUUGAGUACUCCAUCUGGUAGCACUGCAGGGCCUGCUAUACCAUCCAAUACCCCCAAUGUUGUCGGAGACUGGCUUGGUGACCUCCCUUCACCCUCCUCUAUUUUACCCCCUCCCUCCUCAUCUGUACGGUCGGGCAUGUCAGUUUCUUCGAAGGGGAGCAAGGGAAAACGUAGAGAGCAUCAGCCAGACACUGUUUCAGUCAGUAUAAGCCAUGUUACUACAAGUACAGGCACUGGCCUGGACACCUCUAGCGCCAUGUCCAUCUCAAGCUGGACAUCCAAAAAUCCUCGCAUCCUCGCCAUGAAUAAGCUCUGUGGGGUACUUAACAACCAUCUCACAAACAUUGUCCUCGCCAUCUUGGAUAUACGUGAUGCUGUGAAAAAAGAGCAGCAAGUGCUCAACCACACUAAGGAAAUGUUGGAUGCAAGCACUGCUGCCCCCAUCUUAUUGCCUCCUAAUGUCCCCAGAACCAAUCCUACAUCUAUCCCUAGCACCCGCUCUACUGCUGCACCUGCUGCACUUGCUACACCUACCAUUGCAGAGAUUGCGGACACAAAUGCUACAUGUCUGCAACUUGCACUUUGGCACCUGCACAAGCAUGAUCGCCACUUACCAAUGCAGGUCCUCCUGCACAUUGUUGAGCUGUUCAAGUCAGACACAACCAUGGUGGAAUUGUGUCUUGCAAUGUCACAAUGGGACAAACUUUGUUGUCUAUGGUUAGAAUCCUUCAUUUAUGGUGUAUAG
Messenger RNA from Serpula lacrymans var. lacrymans S7.9, 1890 nucleotides. RefSeq lists its product as uncharacterized. The record is from RefSeq and is a predicted model, not a curated record. Lineage: Eukaryota; Fungi; Basidiomycota; Agaricomycetes; Boletales; Serpulaceae. The transcript has 10 exons. The coding region runs from base 1 to 1890 and encodes 629 amino acids.